AUGGCGCUUCUUCCGUUCCCGCAGCCGUCGGAGUUGUUGCCGGUGGGGUUUGUGAUGGCCCGGUUCAUAGACGCCUUCUCCGCCAGCCCCGAGUUCACAUACUGGUGGUCGCCAUCCCCCGACGUCAUGCGCGCAUGGCACGCGUCCCGGAUCCGGGGCCGUUUCAGCGACCCGACCACGCAGCAAUUCAAAGUCGCGGACGCGUCUUCCGGCGCGGUCGUCGCGUUCGCGAAGUGGGAUCCGCCGGCCGGGAUGAAGGGGUUGCGGGACGGGUUUGUGGUUUACGACGAGGAGGGGAGGGAGGUUGUUGGGCUGGAGGAUUUGGGAGAGGGGGGGAAGAUAGGGGGGGCUGUGCAGGAGAAGAAGGAGGAGAAGAAGAAGAAGAAGUUAAAGGCGCCGGAGGGUGCGGAUGAGAGGCUUUAUGAGGAGUUUUUCGAUGGGCUGGAGACUAUGGGGGAGAAGUGGCGGUCGCAUGAGAAGUUGGUCCUCUCCAUAGUCUGCACCGACCCCUCCCACCACGGCCGGGGCAUCGCCGCCUCCCUAAUCCGGCCCGUCCUCGCUCUCGCGGACAAAGAGCGCAUCCCCGCGUACCUCGAAGCCCUGCCCUUGGCCGUGCCGCUGUACCGGCGUCUCGGUUUCCAGCCCGUGGACCGGCUGGAGUAUGACUUGGCCAAGGCGGGGAGGCAGGGAAAGGCCGUGCUGACGAUUAUGGUGCGGGAGCCGCAGUCGGAGUAA
Messenger RNA from Daldinia vernicosa, 735 nucleotides. RefSeq lists its product as uncharacterized. Bases 1 to 735 code for a protein of 244 amino acids. The transcript is spliced from 3 exons. The record is from RefSeq and is a predicted model, not a curated record. NCBI's taxonomy places the organism in Eukaryota, Fungi, Ascomycota, Sordariomycetes, Xylariales, Hypoxylaceae. Gene Ontology annotation, molecular function: acyltransferase activity, transferring groups other than amino-acyl groups.